Molecule: messenger RNA, 1213 nt
Organism: Amphimedon queenslandica
Lineage: Eukaryota; Metazoa; Porifera; Demospongiae; Haplosclerida; Niphatidae
Exons: 5
Coding region: 314-1129 (271 amino acids)
Biological process (GO): cell-matrix adhesion
Source: RefSeq, a predicted model, not a curated record
AGUAUAAUGGUAAUACAGUAUGUGCUAACACACAUAUGUGCCUGAACACAGUUGAUAUUACUAAUGUCAGUAUAUUGUAUUAUAUAGAGAUACUAGUAAACCUUACUUAGGAAUGAUGGGAGUGGUAACACUGUGGGGGCUGCAAUUAGUGAACAUACAUACAGUAUUGUAACUGAAGCUAUGGGGAGUCUACACAUCAAAGGCCCUUCACUGGUUUCUGUAUAUUACAUACUGUGUGGCUUCUAUGAUGAUUUAAAAGUGGUAGACAGUCGGAGCUGAAUUUAUUGCAAUAGAGAAGAACUAUUGGUUUAUAAUGGAAUCACUACUACUAAUAAGAAGCAUAUUAGUUAUACUGAGUACAUGUUAUACAAAUGGUCUUUCCCUUAGUGACCUGUACCCAUAUGGUACAGAACAUGGGGACACCAUGAGGAAUGGAUCUACUCUCCCUGUAGCACCAUUACUGGCUCCAAUUGAUAAUUUAGUUAGAAUUGGUCCAGCUGGAGUUACAGGAACAAGAUAUAGAGUUUCUGAAGAAGGGAUAUUUGGAAUUCGAAGUGAUGGUACCGCUAAUGACAUCUAUUUGAAUGUACUCUACUCAACUUCUGGCAUACAUGACAAUACUAAAGUAUAUGGUAGGACUACUACUGAUCCAGUGUUGCUAAAGAGAGCGAUGGAUCAGAUUAAUGAAGCAUUUCCUAAUACUUUUUGCAGUACAUCUCCUCCAACACAAUUAAUAAUAGCAACAUGGAUAGAUUUUUUAAAGUUUGACUCAAACCAAGGCAGUAACUUCCAAUUAAUAAUUGUCACUAAUGGAAGGAUUACAUUUGGUAUUGCACUUUAUGUCAAUGUGAGCAUUACAUCAGCUGAUGAGACUGGAAUAGGUUUCUUAAUUAAUGACGUUUAUGAACAAGCUGAUCCUUCUUUCUUUCCAUUUGGUACUACUGUUAUGGAUGCACCUAGCAUGAUGCUUAAUAGCAACAUACCAGGGACAUAUGUAUUUCCCCUAUAUGAUAUACCACCAGAUACUUGCAGUUCUGGCUGCUUUCCUUGUAAGUCUAGACUUGUUCAGUUAGCAUGUGAGGCUAUGAGGAGUAAUGGAGAAGAUGUACCAGCUUCUUGUAACAACUAAUUUUAUAUUAUUUCUUUUUAUUGUGUUUUUGUUUUUGUUUUUUGUGAUUAAAUUAUUUUCUAGUAGUAAAUUAGACAAUUUUAA